Molecule: messenger RNA, 1815 nt
Organism: Cladophialophora psammophila CBS 110553
Lineage: Eukaryota; Fungi; Ascomycota; Eurotiomycetes; Chaetothyriales; Herpotrichiellaceae
Exons: 2
Coding region: 1-1815 (604 amino acids)
Source: RefSeq, a predicted model, not a curated record
AUGUGGAAAACAGUACUGCGGCCUCAGUCUCCAUUUGAUGUGAGAGCGAUCCGAUACGUCAGGUCGAAGCCAUUUCUUGUCAGAGAGCUAGCGAAGAGUCCCUGCGGCAUUCGCACAUAUGCAAAUGUGGUAGAUGUACCCAAAUACGACACAGAAUUUGAUGUGAUAGUCGUCGGUUCGGGGGCGGCAGGGUUGACAGCUGCCUUAACCGCAACACUAUCGGGAAAUCAGAAAGUUCUUGUCGCUGAAAAGACGAAAUUGUUCGGUGGCACAUCAGCAUACUCUGGAGGAGCUCUAUGGGUACCAAUGAAUCCUGUGUCACAGGCCGCAGGGUUUAAAGAUACGCCAGAACAAGCGGAUACGUACCUCCGAAACUAUCUGAAAGACGAAUACGAUGCCGCCAAACCUAUGAUAUCUGCCUAUCUAGAAGCCGCGCCAGCAAUGGUCAAGUUCCUGGAAAGCAACUCGGCAACGCAGUUCGUUGCUGCGCCAACUCCGGACUACUAUAUGCAUCUCGACGGUGCUUGCAAGGCCGGAAGGACUGUCUUGAAUGCUCCAUACGACGGGCGAAGACUUCGAGGAAUGGUUAACCAAAUACGUUACCCUCUACAAGGCUACUGUGCCUUUGGUUCUCUACAGGUUGACCUACUUGCCCUGAAUACCUGGAGACAGCCAUUCAGAAGCUGGAAAAACUUUUCGGCAGUCACUAGAGGGGUCCUGCGAUACGCAGCUGACCGUGUGCGGUGGGGCAAGGGAACUGAGCUAUGCAACGGAAAUGCGUUGGUUGGUCGACUGUUUGAGAAAGCCACGGAGUCUGGUGUCCAACUUUGGAACAACGCUCCAGCGGUACAGCCACUCCUGGAAAAUGGUCGGGUCGUUGGCAUGGUUAUCAACAAAGAUGACCGAGAGCUGAGAGUCUAUGCAAAGCGUGGAGUCAUCCUUGCAAGUGGUGGAUUUGCGCGAUCUGCCGAACUCAGCCGCAAAUAUCUAUCAAAUCCCGACUGGACGGUCAGCCCUCGGGGAAAUGUGGGCGAUGGAUUGCGAUUCGGGCUUGAAAGUGGAGGGAAGUUACCUGCUCCGCUCGGGGAAAAUGCUGCUCUAUGGUCGCCCAUUUCCAUAUUACGCCCUCCGAAAGGGCCGGCUCGAUCUUAUCCUCACUUCGCAACUGCUAUCACAAAGCCAGGCUCGAUUAUGGUGGACAGCGACGGUAGACGAUUUGCAAACGAAGCAGCAUCAUACCAGGAUCUAGGACGAGCGACUCAUGAGGCUGGAGUUCGCGUAUCCUACUUGAUUGGUGAUAAGCGGCACCUUCAGAAUUACGGAAUGGGUAUGGCUUUACCAGGAGGCUACCCUAUCAGGCACCUGAUCAAACGCGGCUAUCUCAUCACCGCUCGAACGAUUCCUGCUCUUGCGCACAAACUUGGGAUUGAUCCUAACAACCUGUCGACUACAAUUGAGCGGUUUAACGACUUCGCUAGGAAAGGUAAAGACGAAGACUUCGGGCGAGGGGAUGGAUCGUUCGAUCAAGCAUAUGGAGAUUUCGAAGUGAAGCCAAACCCGAGCCUGGCACCAUUGGAGAAGAGUCCAUUCUAUGCGUUAACUCUCUACUCUGGGAACGGUAUCACUAUGUAUGGGUUAGACACAAACAGGGACGGCCAGGUACUGAAGGACUCGGGUGAGCCAGUGCCUGGUCUGUACGCCGUGGGUGCGGAUUCGAAUCAUUUCUUGAAAGGACGUUAUCCAUCGGGGGGUUUGACUUUGGGACCAUCAAUGGUGUUUGGAUACCGUGCAGGUCUUCAUAUUGCAAAGCAAUAA